This is a messenger RNA of Sesamum indicum (sesame), 1539 nucleotides long. RefSeq names its product Glutaredoxin family protein. The record is from RefSeq and is a predicted model, not a curated record. NCBI's taxonomy places the organism in Eukaryota, Viridiplantae, Streptophyta, Magnoliopsida, Lamiales, Pedaliaceae.
CAAAAAGAUGCAUUGCCCUUCUCACUCUUUUACCGUCUGAUCUAAAGUGAAGGGAAAUAGAAAAAGAAAAAGUAAAAAAAAAAAUAAAGAGUGAAACCGAAGCACUCAAAAAAAGUGAAAAAACAGUGGGGAGAAAAGCUGACGCUCUGCCUACACCACCCGCCAAACCCAAACCCUCACCGCUUUUCCAGCUUCUUCCUCCAUUCCCCAUCCCCCAACAAAUCUACAUUGCCCCAGUAUUUCUCAAAUAACUAAUUUUAAUUAAGAAAAAAUUGAAAAAUCCAUAAAGCUCGAUCUAUCUGAAAAUUUUCAGCGUUGCUGCAAAAUCUUGGUGGAUUGAAAUUUCCAGGGUUGUGAAAUUUGAUUGAAUUUUCGGGACCCAUGUGGCUUAGACGAUCCAAAUCAAAAUCUCGGAUCCACAACGCGCCGCCCCUCAAAUUUGCCUGCAGUUCCUUCAAGGAUAUCGAAAGCCUCGUCUCCGGUGACGGGUUCGUCGCCGCCGGGGCCGAAUGUACUCUUUUUUCCCCUACACAGCCUUCCAUUUGCCACCGGAGCCGCAGCGUCAAGCCCAUCCUCCGCACUCUAUCCCAUCCUACAUUACCACUAAUUGACGCGCCCGGGGAAGGAACCGAGCCCGAUAUUCGGAUCCCAGGUGCGGAGAAAACUGUAGUGGUGUAUUUCACAAGCCUUCGGGUCGUUCGCCGCACCUUCGAGGACUGCAAGACCGUCCGAUCCAUCCUACGCGGCUUCCGCGUGUCGAUUGACGAACGGGAUCUUUCAAUGGACUCGAGGUUCAUGGCCGAGCUGCAGAAGAUCCUGGGUCAGUCGGAAAAGUCCAAAUUGGCCCUACCCAGGGUCUUCAUCGGUGGCAGGUACAUCGGCGGGGUGGAGGAAGUGCGGCGUCUCCACGAGAGCGGCGAGCUGAAGAAGUACGUGGAGGGGCUACCGGCCGCGGAGCCCGGUACAUGCGAGGCGUGUGGGGGUCACAGAUUUAUAUUAUGCCUAGAGUGCAGCGGAAGCCACAAAUGCUACAACGAGAAAGCUGGCUUCAGGAGUUGUACCUCAUGCAAUGAGAAUGGUCUAGUCAGGUGCCCCUCUUGUUCCUCUGCACCCCAAUGAGCCGUUUUGUCCAUUGAUUCACCCUUAACCUCUUACUUAGUAGUGUGAAUUAAUAUUAGGUUUUAGACAUCAAGUUAGGACAAGGAGUUUAAGAUAUUGAUGCAUCGUGGAAAAGCACCCAAUUUUAUGUCAUUUAGCGCUUUCCAUUCAGCAUUUGAUGUUAGAUAUGGGCUUUGCUUUCUGAUACGUGUUUAGAUUUUGACGUAGGUUUUUGUGUUGAUUUUAGUGUAGUUAUUUUCUGUAAUUUAGUGGCCAAAAUAAAAAGCCAUAAGAGAAUCAUGUAAUGCUUUGUUGUUUUCUGGUGUCGUUUUAUGGGCACGUUGACAGUGAUUCUGUUUUUGAGGUUUUCACAAUCUGGAUAAUUUUGAUGAAUGUUUUCCCAGACGGUAUUGAUUUAAUCAAAAUUGUAAGUUCGUAUAA